AGUACUUUCAAAGAAGAAGACAACCAAAUAGGAAAAUGUCAAUGUUUAUUCUUCUUUGUUUUAGUUCGUUUAAUUUUACGUGUUUGAUAGUGCACACAAUUACAACUUUUUAUAAAAUAUUUUAAUAAAAAUGGGAGUUUCUAAUUAUGAUGCGCUUCGAAAGCAAGCAAGGCAUCUGGAAAAUGAGAUUGACCUGAAAUUAGUUGCAUUUAGUAAAAUUGGUGCAGGCACUAGCACAUCCCUCCAAAGUAGUUCUUCAACCGACACAUCACCAUUGUUAGGCGAACAUGUUUUCGAUUCACUAUCUGAGGAAAUUUCACAAAUGCUAGACAAGCUUUCGUCGUUGAACGAAACUAUGUCCGAGCUUCCUGCAACAGGUGCUGCUGCUAUCCACACACUCCAGCGCCACCGUGAAAUCCUGCAUGGCUAUAAGCAAGAAUUCAAUAAAAUUUGUGCAAAUCACACAACACGAAUAGAACGAGAAGAACUGUUACGUGGCUCCGGCUUAGCCACGAAUAGUCCAACAAUUUCGGGACUAAGUAGACGCGAUCUGUAUUUGAAAGAGAGUACUCAUUUGAGCAGUUCAAGUAGCAUGGUCAAUGAUCAAAUCAAUAUUGCUAUCGAAACGCGAGAACAUUUACUUUCACAGCGACAAGCAUUCAAAAGAUUGCAGACUCGGUUUAAUGAUAUUUCCAACAGAUUUCCUUUGAUUUCCAGCCUCAUACAAAGAAUCAAUAUAAAGAAGAAACGAGAUUCACUUAUUUUAGGUGCAGUUAUAGCUUUAUGUGUAAUAUUACUUUUGCUCUACGUAUUCAAUUAACAUUUUUUGUUUUGACUAAUUCAACCAGUCUAAAUAUUAAAUUACACAUUUCAUAAUAUUGUAAGGUUUAUCCAUAUAUGCAUAUGUAUGAAAAAAGUUAAUCUAUAUUUUUAUACUUUUUUCGACAUCAGUUUGAUUAUGUUACAUUUGUAGGGCAAUAAAAAAUAAUUAUUUGUAU
Zeugodacus cucurbitae (melon fly) is the source of this 998-nucleotide messenger RNA. RefSeq names its product Golgi SNAP receptor complex member 1 (gene Gos28). The transcript is spliced from 5 exons. The coding region runs from base 131 to 820 and encodes 229 amino acids. Gene Ontology annotation, biological process: vesicle fusion; endoplasmic reticulum to Golgi vesicle-mediated transport. Gene Ontology annotation, molecular function: SNAP receptor activity. Gene Ontology annotation, cellular component: Golgi membrane; SNARE complex; cis-Golgi network. The record is from RefSeq and is a predicted model, not a curated record. Lineage: Eukaryota; Metazoa; Arthropoda; Insecta; Diptera; Tephritidae.